This is a messenger RNA of Rosa rugosa (rugosa rose), 717 nucleotides long. RefSeq lists its product as uncharacterized. The transcript has a single exon. Lineage: Eukaryota; Viridiplantae; Streptophyta; Magnoliopsida; Rosales; Rosaceae. The record is from RefSeq and is a predicted model, not a curated record. The coding region runs from base 1 to 717 and encodes 238 amino acids.
AUGGAAGCAGAGCAAAUCAUGGAGCUCUUUGAUUCUUACUGGUUUGAGCUUGAAAUCCUCAAGAAACAACCAUUUUCAGCAAACUCAUCAAGAUUUGAAGCUGCCCCAGUUCAUGAAAUUGAAGAACAACCAUCAAAACCAGAGGUCUUACGCAUUCCAAGCCUCCAUACUAGAUCCAUGAGCGAAGAUUUGAGCUCCAAAACGAGCUUUAUAAAUUACGGUUCUCUCUCGCCAGACUCAGUCCUCCACAGACCAAAGCUCACCACCAUUAUUUCUGGAAAAGAAGCUACAGAAUCAAUGGAAGAAAUUCCAGUACAAAAACAUGAAACAGAGUCAUCGAAGAAGGCUAAAAUUGAGAGAAGAAGGAAGAAGGGCGGGAGCAAGAGCUUGACAGACCUUCAGUUUGAGGAGCUAAAAGGGUUUAUGGAUUUGGGAUUUGUUUUCUCAGAAGAAGACAAAGACUCAAACUUGGCUUCAAUCAUUCCAGGUCUGAAAAAAUUGGGGAAGAAGGAUGAUGGUGAAGAAAACGAGGAAGCUUUUGAAGAUGAGUCUGCGAUUUCAAGGCCUUAUCUUUCUGAAGCGUGGGAGGUGAUGGAGAAGAGAAAGAAAGAGAAGAAGCCAUUGAUGGAUUGGAGGUUUCCAUCUUUGAGCAAUGAAAUUGACAUGAAGGACAAUCUCAAAUGGUGGGCUCAUACUGUUGCUUCUACAGUUAGAUGA